CCCGAUGCUGCGGUUCCGUCCGCCCUGGCUUUCGUUCAGCGCUGCCGCCACACCUGGGAGAAAGUCAGGAUGGUUUUGGUCCGAACCUCAGGACGAACCAAGGCAGCAGCCGAUCGUCGCCGGUCCUCUCCUCCAACCUAUGUGUGCGGUCAACGGGUAUGGCUUUCUACCAAGGAUCUGCCUCUCCGGGCGCCUUCUCGUAAGCUGGCGCCCAGAUUCAUUGGGCCGUACCGUAUCACCAAGGAGAUUGCUCGACGAGCAACGCCGCGGGAGAGGCUUUCAGUAUCUCGUGGACUGGGAGGGUUAUGGUCCAGAGGAGAGAUGCUGGGUGCCGUCCCGGGACAUUCUGGACCGUUCGUUGAUCGAGGACUUCCGUCGGCGACGAGGCUCCAGUGCUCGUUGCUGCUAGUUAAGAUUCUGUGCGCUCAGAUUCCUGUGGGCUCCCUUGGCUUCCGCCGUUCCUGGGUCUUUGCAGACUCGCUAGUGGAUCACUCUACCUCUCGCUCGGGAUAGCGAACAGCCUUGCCGGCUCCGUCUCCUCUGCCGCUGUUGUGGCUUGCUCCAGCCGCUACCAUCCACCCAGCUGUCCCAGAAUGAGCUGGCAGGAAAAGGGUUAGGAAUUUGUGGUGAGCUCAUCACAUUAGAGAUCAUGUCACCAGAUGUGUGUGACCUCACACUGAUCGAUCUGCCUGGAAUCGCCCGAGUGCCAGUAAACGGACAACCAGAGGAUAUUGGAAAACAGAUAAAACGUCUGAUCAUGAAAUAUAUUAACAAACGUGAGACUAUAAACCUGGUAGUGGUCCCUUGUAACACUGACAUUGCAACAACAGAAGCCUUAAAAAUGGCACAAGAAGUAGAUCCUGAUGGCAAAAGAACUGUUGCCAUUUUGACCAAGCCAGACCUCAUAGACAAGGGAACAGAGAAGAGCGUUCUGGCUAUUGUCAACAAUGAAGUGAUUCCUCUCCGCAAAGGUUACAUUAUGGUGAAGUGUAGAGGACAACAGCAGAUUGAUGAUGAAAUUCCUCUGGAGGAGGCAGUACAAACGGAGAGAGAUUUCUUCCAAAACCAUGACUAUUUCAGAUGCCUCUUGGAACUGGAAAAAGCAACUAUUAAAUGUCUUGCCGUCAAACUGACUCAGGAUCUUGUGGAUCAUAUCAAAAAAUCACUGCCACAGCUCCAGGAGCAGAUAAAAAAGCAGUUGUGGAAUGUGAAGAAACCACUUAAGGACUGUGAGCAUGGACCUCCAGAAGAUCUUGAUGGAGCCAAAGAAUUCCUCAUUAAAACCUUAAAUGGAUUCAAUGAGAAAAUCAAGUCUCUGUCAUCAGGAGAGCCAUCGACUGAGAAAAAUAUGUUUGCCCAGCUUCGUGCUGAAUUCAAGAAGUGGAAUGAUUAUCUUAACAGUACAAAGACAUCCUUUCACAAUUCAAAAGAGUCGAGCGAGAAUCUCAGAGGGAGCGAACUGCCCGGCUUCAGCAACUACAGAACGUUUGAGAAGAUUCUGCAGGACCAUGUGGCUGAACUUAAGGAUCCAGCCAUGGAUUUACUCAAUGCCAUAAAAGACAUUGUCAUCGAGAAAUUCACUGACGUGGUGAGUGAGUGUUUCCAGAACUACCGUGUCCUUCAAAACAUCAUUACGGACAAAAUCAACAACAUUCAGUUAACCCAACUAGAAAAGGCAGAGCAGAGGAUCUCAGAGCAGUUUAAAAUGGAAAACAGAAUCUACACUCAAGAUCCCAUUUAUCUGAAGAUCUUGAGUGAGAUUACAAAUGAGACUUUUUCAGAAAUGGAGUUACCUGUCUUUGACAAACGAUGCAGUUACGAUCAUAUGAUGAAGGCAUAUUAUGAGAUUGUAGUGCAGAGGAUUGCUGACCAACUGCCCUUGAUGAUCACCUUUUACAUGUUGCAGGAGACUGCUCAGGUCCUGACUAUUGACACAAUGAAAUUACUGGAAAAGCCAGAUGUGCAUGAGCUCCUGUCCGAGGACUCUGAUGUCAGCAAAAGACGCAGAGACCUAAGAGCUCGUCUGAAUCGUUUGACUUCUGCUGAAGAAGCAAUUAGCAAAUUUUUUAAUUACUAGAGGAUAUCCUACAUCUAAUGUAUCUUCUAUCCAAAAAUCCAUUUACCACACUUGUUAAAGGAGAAGAAUUCGACAACUUAACCCAUAAAACUUUCUUCAGCUUAAUACUUUUUCCCCCAGUUUCACAGACAAGGCUUAAGCCAAUAGUCCCAGACUAAAAUGUAUGAGCUGUUUUAACUGAAAGAAACUUGCACUGAUGAUUGAUCUUUAAACAUGUCAGUGCCUUUGUUUUGUCUCAAGAUGCACACCAGCAAUGUUUUUUUUUCCUAAGGCACAUUUAGAAAAAUGACUAAAUGUCCUAAUUGAACUAUGGCCUAAUCCUGACAUAGUCUUAUCCCUUUCUGUGAAACCAGGCUCAUGAUUAUUAUAAUAUAUACACACAUUAACCUGCAUCUUAUGCUAUUCGAUUUUUCCAUGUUGUUUACCAAAGCAGUACUUUGUGUCCAAGCCACAUCUAUGGACUAAAGUAGGGCAGAUAUCUACAUUUUGUUUUCUAAAUCAACUAAAAGUGUCAGUGCUUUACCUACAGUACUAUAUUUUUUAUUACUUUGUGAUCUGUUGAAAA
Messenger RNA from Onychostoma macrolepis, 2642 nucleotides. Its product is annotated as interferon-induced GTP-binding protein Mx2-like. Gene Ontology annotation, cellular component: membrane; microtubule; nucleus. The transcript is spliced from 13 exons. Gene Ontology annotation, molecular function: GTP binding; microtubule binding; GTPase activity. Lineage: Eukaryota; Metazoa; Chordata; Actinopteri; Cypriniformes; Cyprinidae. The record is from RefSeq and is a predicted model, not a curated record. Gene Ontology annotation, biological process: defense response to virus. Bases 650 to 2077 code for a protein of 475 amino acids.